Messenger RNA from Triplophysa dalaica, 1858 nucleotides. It is a transcript of the gene and2, whose product is annotated as actinodin2. The coding region runs from base 88 to 1608 and encodes 506 amino acids. NCBI's taxonomy places the organism in Eukaryota, Metazoa, Chordata, Actinopteri, Cypriniformes, Nemacheilidae. The record is from RefSeq and is a predicted model, not a curated record. The transcript is spliced from 5 exons.
GUAAAGAGUUAAGUACACCCCUACAGAGCCCGUUUAACAGCAUCUUCAAAACUUCCUGCUGUAACAGGUGCCAGUAACACAAAAACAAUGGGCAGGCUUUCUCUAUACGUUAUGAUCUGUGGAAUUGCCCUUGCAGUCUUAAUGCCAGACUUUCUGAGUGCUGGCCCUGUAGGGCACCAUGAAGACAAGAAUGUUAUGGAAGCUGCUGCUGAGGAGAACACAGACAGCGUAUCUCCAUUGAAUAAGCUGACACGCAACAAGAGGAACAUUGCUUACUACAGAAGCCAGCCUGAUUUCUGGGGCUGGUAUAAAUACUACAUGGAGUCCAACAACCAGGAGGGACUCGAGGGCAUGGACCGCAUGUACCUCACAUAUCUGCAGAAUAAGCACAGGGUAGAAGAGGGUCGCUCUUUCAACCAUUACCUCACUCACCUGAGUGAAAUUUAUAAAGCCUGUGCCAACUCAGACGACCCAGACUGCAUUGCAGAAUCUACCAGCAAGCCCAAAGCUAAGCUUGUCAUGCCUUUACUGAUAAAGCAUGCAGCGGUGACGGCGUGCAACCCGUACCUCGACCCCUACUGCCUCUCCGGUUAUGGACCGAAAGCUGCACAAAUGGAGCCAAAGAUCCCGGCACCCAUCCUGCGCUCCCUACACCCCCUCCCGCUGAAAACUGGACCCAGCCCCUACUACUAUGGGCCGGUCAUGGAGCCUUUCCUGUCAGCAGAGAAGAGGGAGGAGCUCCUGCGUAUCUGCAACCCUUCAGACACUGAGUGUUUGCAGUAUCACCUGCGUGCUGCCUACGGCUACAAGCCCUCUCUCAGCCAUGUGCCAUCUUAUGGUUAUCUUGGUUGUGAUCCUACCAAGGACCCCUACUGCCGGCCCAAGCUGGUAGCCAGAGGACCCUCAGGUCUGUAUCACCUGUAUCCUGGAUGUAACCCUGCCACGGACCCCCUCUGCGUCGCCAACGUGGCCGCACCUGCAGCCCAAACGGCAGAGGGCGAGGCCCCAAAAGAUAAGUUUUGCAACCCGUUGUAUGAUGAGGGCUGCAACCCCCUUACAGCUGGCAAGCUAUCUGGACUCACUUCACCUAUCUACGUUCCAAAAGAUGAGCCGGCACCACACAAUCUGGCCUGCGAUCCUCGCUACGAUCCUUACUGUUUGAUGGGCGGGACUGCCGCUCUCAUGAAACCCCCUCCAGGCAUCCCCCAGUAUCAGAGCCGUCACCGACUGGGUAUCCGUGGGAAGACCAAGGAAGGUUACGACUGUUACGUGUUUUACGAUAAGGACUGCACGCCAGCGGAGGAUCAGGACCUGAGGGCCGGUUCGGAACUCGACUGCCACCCUUAUGACCCCAACUGUGGGAAGUUUGCCCCUCAGCCAGCCAACGGAGCAGAAGCAGCUAAGACAGCCAAAGAUGGCAUCAUUGAGCCCCACCCCGACUGUGACCCCGAAAUCGAUUUCAACUGCCGUCUGCGUAGAGGAGAACCCGCAGGCGAGGAGCACAAAGAUUAUCCAGCCCAGCAGAAACAAGAUUAUGCGGCUCCUGAGCAUUCACUUCCACGAUUCGAGGACUUCAUGCGGGGAUCUGUGGGUGGCUACAAGAAAUGAGAAAGCAAACACCCUCCUGUAGAAACUGGAUGAGAAUGAAUGAACACUUGCAAGGAUAGAUGUCUAGUUAUGAAGACUGAAGUUCAGAUCGGUGCAAGAGAAGCGAUUCAGGAUAACCCAAGAAUUAUUUCUGUAUUGAUCAUUUUGUCUGUGAUAGAUGUUGGGAAACUUGUGGGAUAGAUUCUUUGUUAGACUUUGGGGUUCUGUUGAUAGUAAUCUGACGCAAUCUGUGUAUUUAUGUAUUAUAUAU